AUGUCCUUGCUGACGCCGCGGUUGGAUUGGAUCCUUGGGUGCUGCACAGCAGGAGGCUGCGAAGCCCACGGCCAGACAGAGUUCCAGGUUCAGCUCAGCUCGGAGCCCGCCCCGGCGCAUAGUGCGAAGCACCUCCUCACAUCUGGGGACUCCUUUGACAUCACCUUCACGCCGCGCCUAUUCGGCACGCAGGGGCUCAGCAGAGCGUCAAAUGCUCCGUUCACGCCCCGGCAGCGAGAUCUGCGGGCGCAGCUGGAGCUCCCGUCCCUUCAGACGUAUCCGGUGCCACCGAAUCUGGGGCCCGAGGCCGCUGAGGAGGCAGAGAAACGGGUGGGUGCAAAAGUGCAGAAGGGUGCGGAGGUACGAAAGGAGCGGCUCUUGGAGAUGUACCGGGAGUUCGCCCUUGACCUGCACACAGGCAUGUACCUCACACAGCUGACGUCUAACCGAGACUAUGCGGACAUCCACGUCCAGCUAAUGGAGGAUCUGACCACCCUCAAGCUGGACCAAAGCAACGGCCGCAUCAUCGAGUUCCCGCUCACAAAUGUGUCCAAAGUGUACCGUAUCGUCAAGAAUGACGACAAGUGGUACGCUGCUGGGACGCCACUACCGAACUCCUCCACAAACACGGAGCAAAUCGUGGUCGUGGAGUUCAUGCGGCGGAAGCUCGCCUUCGUCUUCAAGGAGCUGCAGGCAACAAAGGGUGAAGGGAAAAAAGUCACCUCUUUUUCCACUGCGGCGGAUUCACAGGCUUGCAGUGUUUUGAAAGGGCUGGGCCAGAACAACGACCGAACGAGGAUGAAAGAAGGCAUCCCCCGACAAUUCUGCACGUGA
Messenger RNA from Symbiodinium natans, 834 nucleotides. Lineage: Eukaryota; Dinophyceae; Suessiales; Symbiodiniaceae. The record is from the annotation of a GenBank genome assembly.